CCUCAUUUUCCAUCGUCCUUCCUUAAAUUACCUCUCUCUCUCUCUCUCUAGAUUUCUCCUGUUUCUUUGGGUAUAUAAGAUUUGAGAGACAAGUGUGUCAGAGUUUCAGAGCUAAAUUCUCUUCUUCUUUGUCUUGGUUGGGUUUGUGUUGUGUGAUCAAGCUGGACCCCAAAUUUGUGUCAGAAACAAAAUCUUUAUCUUGUUCAUUUGUCUCCCCAUAACCCUAAUUCUAUUAUCUUCUCUUUUCGAUGUCCAUGAAUUCUAGGAGCUUAUUGCUAUCUCCAAACCCUAAUUCCCUGAAAUAUAGGUUCACUAAUGGAUUGUUGAGUGCCCUUUCGAGAAUAAACAGAAAGCAAUCUCAGCAACCCAGAUCAGCAAGAGAGAUCCGGAAACGCCAUCGUCUAAUCAAGGCUGCUGCUUAUGGAUCCAUGGCUUCUUCUGUAGGGAAUAGAAGAGCUUGGAGUCGGGCGUUGCUUUGGAAGAUUCGAAACCAGACACGCAGAGGCUAUGCAGCGAGGAGAAACAUUACCAGCAGUUCUCGUCAGUUGUCCAUGAAGAAAAGAAUAUGUGAUCUGCAGAAAGGGGAUCAAAGCAAGAACCGGGUCGAGGUUGGUGGUAUGGGCCAAGUAGAUAAGCUCCGGAGGCUUGUUCCUGGAGGUCAGAUCAUGGAUACUUGCAGCUUGUUGGAAGAGACUGCUCAUUACAUGAAGUGCCUUGUUACACAGGUAAAGGUAAUGACAAGCAUUGUGGAAAUUUACAGCCUCCCAUAGAACAGAAAGAAAGAUGAAAUGUUUGAUUAUAUAUAUUUUCUGGAUGUUAAAAAGAAAAUAAAAGAAAAGGUGGAGAAUAAAAAUGAAAAAGAGAAUAUAUACGAUGGAAGAUUAUAGUUAUCACUCUGGAAUCUGUUAAGUGUAAAAUGGAGAGAUGUGAUAUAUAUGUAUGUUACUUGUUAAGAGAUUUAUAAGUUUCUUUUUGGACAAAAUAAGAGAUUUUAUUAGUUGCCUGGGUGUA
Molecule: messenger RNA, 1011 nt
Organism: Argentina anserina (silverweed cinquefoil)
Lineage: Eukaryota; Viridiplantae; Streptophyta; Magnoliopsida; Rosales; Rosaceae
Product: transcription factor IBH1-like
Exons: 1
Coding region: 249-770 (173 amino acids)
Biological process (GO): regulation of DNA-templated transcription
Source: RefSeq, a predicted model, not a curated record